AUGCACAAAGCGGCACAUCUGAUGAUCAUAGAAGGGAGGAAGACAAUCCCGGGACAACGACGACUAGAGGACGAGGAUGGCGAUUACGUUUGUGCUUCUGUAUCGAUCAGAGGAGCUUCUGUAACCGCGUGUUCGGUGCUAAUAGAGAAGGAACAGGCGCUGUCCAUUCAUCAUAAGUUUAUUGACGAACAACAGGCGCUGUUGUUCGCCGUCCCCGUCGCCGGCGUGUACCGCUUUGGAGAUUGA
This is a messenger RNA of Soboliphyme baturini, 246 nucleotides long. The record is from the annotation of a GenBank genome assembly. Lineage: Eukaryota; Metazoa; Nematoda; Enoplea; Dioctophymatida; Soboliphymatidae.